GGAGGGAGGUACGGGGGCCACCCUGGGGUGCGGAGCGGAAGGACCUACAGGCCGUGCCCCCUGGAGGAGCUCCGGCAGACGGGGGACCGGUGGACCCGCGGGGCGCCGCCCCGGAGGCAAGCGCAUGGCAGCCCCCGCGCCCGACCCGCAGUUCAUUCUGCGCGGUGCCGGCUCGGCCGUGCGUGCGCUGCACUUCUGCAGUGGAGCCCAGGGACGCCCGCUGCUCCUCUCGGGGUCGCUGCGUGGGCUGGUGCACAUCUGGAACCUGGAGACACGGAGGCCGCUCGCCGCCCUGGACGGCCACGGGGGCCAGUGUGUGACCUGGCUGCACACGCUGCCCCAGGGGCCCCAGCUCCUCAGCCAGGGCCGUGACCUGCAGCUGUGCAUGUGGGACCUGGCGGAAGGCAGGAGCGCCGUGGUGGACGCCAUGCGCCUGGAGAGCGUGGGCUUCUGCAGGGCCUCUGUCCUGGCCGAGGGCCCGCAGCGCUGGAUGCUGGCCGUGCCCGGGAGGGGCAGUGACGAGGUCCAAAUUCUGGAGCUGCCGUCCAAGACGUUGGUGAGCUGCCUGAAGCCCGAGGCGGGGGCCAGGCUGGGCAUGCCCAUGUGCCUGCAGCUCUGGCAGGCCGAGUCCAGCCCCCACCCACUGCUCCUGGCCGGUUACGAGGACGGCUCGCUGGCCCUGUGGGACGUGUCCAUGAGGAAGGUGUGCAGCCGCGCUGCCUGCCACUCGGAGCCUGUCAUGGGCCUGGCCUUGGACCCGCGGAGGGCCAGGGGCGUGUCGGGCUCCGCGGAGAAGGCACUGGCCGUCUGGAGCCUGGAGGGGCAGCAGGCGCUGCAGGUGCGUGGGACCCACGAGCUCACCAACCCCGGCAUCGCCGACCUCAAGAUCCGGCCAGACAGCAAGAUCCUGGCCACUGCAGGCUGGGACCACCGUGUCCGCGUGUUCCAGUGGCGGACAAUGAGGCCGCUGGCCGUGCUGGCCUUCCACAGUGCCACCGUCCACUGCGUGGCCUUCGACGCCACGGGCCUGCUGGCCGCAGGCUCCGGGGACCAGCGUAUCAGCGUCUGGUCGCUGUACCCGCCCACGUGACUCAGCACGGUGGGGGUGCGGACAGAGGCGUGGGUCCUGGGCCCCCCGGGUCACUCAGGCCCCCUCCUGCCGAGGACCCAUUCCCCGUGACGCAGCGCACGUGGGCCCUGGUGGCUGAUGUUUACGGUAUAACCAGGCUGGACACGGGGCGCCUGACAUCCAGGCGAGAGGCCACCCCGCGCGCCUGACAAUAAACUUGUUUGCAG
Molecule: messenger RNA, 1296 nt
Organism: Budorcas taxicolor (takin)
Lineage: Eukaryota; Metazoa; Chordata; Mammalia; Artiodactyla; Bovidae
Gene: GNB1L
Product: G protein subunit beta 1 like
Exons: 7
Coding region: 125-1090 (321 amino acids)
Molecular function (GO): protein binding
Source: RefSeq, a predicted model, not a curated record